GUACAUACGAUGGAUAUCGAAAAAUUAAAGUGCAUUGUUUGCCAUAAGUUUCCAGAUGGUGAAGUGUACGAGUGUGCCAACCAGCAUUUGGGUUGCAAACAGUGUGUGGAGUUGCUGGCCAAGAAAAAGUGCUACCAGUGUUCAAAGUACUUCGAAAAGAAAAAGGCUAAUCCGAUCGAGCAGCUGGUGAAAAAUGCGAAAACAAAUUGUCCCUUUAAAGUAUCCGGUUGCACUUGGGCUUUCAGUCCGGUGGACAUGCACUCCCAUGUGGAAGAGUGCAAGUUUCGUCCUUAUCGAUGCGUUGCGGCUAAGUUGAAAAUUUUAGGAUGUAACUGGACCGGGCUGCAGUAUGAAAUCGACAAUCAUCUUCGGAAGGACCACGUCGUGCUGGGUAAUGCAUUUAGCUACUAUCAGGAAUCUGAGAUCCCGUUUUCGGCAACAAAAUCCAGAGGCAGCAUCAAGCUGAUUGACGCUUUUAGCAAGCAAUUUUUGUUCUAUUUUUUCUCCAACACCGAAACCCAAAAGGUUUAUUUUAUGAUUGUUUAUUUUGGCCGACGUGAGGAAGCUCGCCAGUACUAUUACGAAUUUGAUAUCCGAUCUCAAGAUGAGAAGGACAUUCGACGCAUUAAAUAUGUCGAACAAUGUGCUGCAGAUUGCGAUGAUUUGCUAAAUAUGAUUGAUGAAGAAAAGUGUGUAGUUGUGUCGUUUAAGACAAUAAAACACUUUUUGCGUGAGGAUUCAAAGAUUCCCUUCCGUUUUAUCGUAAAGAAGAUUGACAAGGAAUCAGAACCGACUGAUAGGGUGCGUCGGGUAUCUGAAAGUAACAGCCAAGAAAAGAAGACCAAAGCUCCCAAACCAACGCCUUUCGUGUUUCCACAAAAGGGACAAAUAAAAGCCAAUGCAAGUCGUAGUGCACCCGUUGGAGGUACAUCAACGGGUCCCAGCGGCGGGGGCAAACCGCAGUCUCCAAAGACGCCAAGUGACCAACCGCUUCGGAAAGUUUCUGCUCCAGCCAACCUGUCCAAAAAUAGCGUGUCAAACUCCGGAUCGGAUCAAAGGAAUCCCUUUGAUAUCUCUUCGAUCAAUAGAAUGGCUGCAACUGGGGAAGGCUCACCGAUUCUAAAGGUGGAAUCCUCCCCUUUGCUGACUCCAUCGAUCAAUCGUAACGAUGCGCCGCCAUCGUACAAUACCCUGACGGCUACGUGCCGUCUGUCCACUCAACCGUACAAAAUGACCGAAGAUCGAAUAUAUCUGCAAAAGUAUCCGGAGAAUUGUCUGACAAAGCCGUUGUUCAAGCGGUAA
Molecule: messenger RNA, 1302 nt
Organism: Sabethes cyaneus
Lineage: Eukaryota; Metazoa; Arthropoda; Insecta; Diptera; Culicidae
Product: E3 ubiquitin-protein ligase siah-1-like
Exons: 4
Coding region: 10-1302 (430 amino acids)
Biological process (GO): multicellular organism development; proteasome-mediated ubiquitin-dependent protein catabolic process
Cellular component (GO): cytoplasm
Molecular function (GO): ubiquitin conjugating enzyme binding; zinc ion binding; ubiquitin protein ligase activity
Source: RefSeq, a predicted model, not a curated record